Molecule: messenger RNA, 2449 nt
Organism: Carlito syrichta (Philippine tarsier)
Lineage: Eukaryota; Metazoa; Chordata; Mammalia; Primates; Tarsiidae
Gene: CHP1
Product: calcineurin like EF-hand protein 1
Exons: 6
Molecular function (GO): calcium ion binding
Source: RefSeq, a predicted model, not a curated record
UUUCCCACAGUCAAAUCACUCGCCUCUACAGCCGGUUCACCAGCCUGGACAAAGGAGAGAAUGGGACUCUCAGCCGUGAAGAUUUCCAGAGGAUUCCAGAACUUGCCAUCAACCCACUGGGGGACCGGAUCAUCAAUGCCUUCUUUCCAGAGGGAGAGGACCAGGUAAACUUCCGUGGAUUCAUGAGAACUUUGGCUCAUUUCCGACCCAUAGAGGAUAAUGAAAAGAGCAAAGAUGUGAAUGGACCAGAACCACUCAACAGCCGAAGCAACAAACUGCACUUUGCUUUUCGACUAUAUGAUUUGGAUAAAGAUGACAAGAUCUCCCGUGAUGAGCUGUUACAGGUGCUUCGCAUGAUGGUUGGAGUGAAUAUCUCAGAUGAGCAACUGGGAAGCAUCGCAGACAGGACCAUUCAGGAGGCUGAUCAGGAUGGGGACAGUGCCAUAUCUUUCACAGAAUUUGUUAAGGUUUUGGAGAAGGUGGACGUAGAACAGAAAAUGAGCAUCCGAUUUCUUCACUAAAGGACAGAGACCAAACUGUUCCUUUUGGUCUAGUAUUUAAGAACUGGAACUUGACAGUCCUCCUGUCCACCAGCCCCACCUCCACCCCAUGAUUCCCCUUUUCCCAAAGUACUACUGCUGUUGCAUGACAACCCCAAAUAUGUUCUGUCAACACAAACCUGCCUUUGGUGUAUAAACAGGGCAUUACAGAAUGGUACACCCAGUCUAUUUCUGUUCAGUAUCCAUUCACCAGUUCUCCAUUUAUAAAUAUCAUCUUCUUCUGUUCUGCUGCUGAAUGCCACACAUCCAUCCAGUCUGAGGAAGUGAGAGAGGGAAUCAUGCCAAGAACAAGCCAGCAAAGCUCUUCCACUGGAUGUAGACUGUAGCCGUGCUGCCUUCCCGCCAGUGAGGCCUCGGCAUGCUUUUUCAACCCUUCUUAUAUGUCCUUUGCUUCCUGCUUCUCUGUUACCUGACAUACCAUUCACUUAGUCUUGCAGUCUCCCUGCUUUUCAUUGAGCCUCAAAUUCUCUGUUCUCCGUAGUGCUGCAAGCUAUGCCUGUUCUAUGUAUUUCUGACUUGGCAGAAUAGUUCAGUGGUCUGGCAGUUUGUAUCUACCUUUAUUAUUAAAUGAGUCCCUGGACUGUUGCCUCUCCAGGAACUUUUUGAUAACCAGCACUUCUCUUAGAAGAAUGAGACCAUCUAUUGGUCUUCAGCACUCCGCUCUGACAUCAGAGGCAACCCGGUGAUGUCCUUUGUGAAAGAUGGCCUUGGUGAGAGGUGUAGAGCCAAGUCUUCUAGGUUGCUUGCCCAGGUCACUCUGCUUCUGGUCUCUGAUUCUCAGUUGAUGCCCCUAGAGCUCCUCUUGUUAGUACAGUGUUGACUAUUCAGAAAGUAACCAUUUUUGCAGGUUUGCUUAGUUUUAGGACACUGGCACCACUAGAAUUGUUGCUCUGACCAUGUGCUUGGGGACUUUCUCAUGGCUUUUUGAACAAGGAGCCUGGGCGCCCUAUAAAGCCUCUUGUAGUCACACCUCUGCAGCAUGGUUUAUGCCUCAGUGUUAUGUGCUGGAAUGUUUUUUCACUUCACCUUUCCAAAUAGAAAGAUUAGUAUAAUGGAAGUGCCUAACUUAUCCCAGUCCAAUAUAUUUAAAGAUUGUCUUCAAUGUCUUGAAGUUUUGCACAAAAUUCCUUAUGAAUUUACACUUGGCAAAUGUUAAUGCUGGAAGCCAUAGUCAGUUUAUAUUAAGUCCAAAGCAUUGACUGUACUAUAUCAUUAGCUGCCUGGUUAUAUCAGCUUCCUAACUCCUUGUGUAGACCACUGCUAAUCCCUUAGAAACAAGGGGUCUGGCACUGGUGACACAACCCAAGGUGGCAUUACAGGUCUUUGAGCAAGCCACAGCAACUUCUCUGCCGAAGUCAGCUUAGUUUAGACUUCAAAAAGUCAGGCUGUUUCCAUCCUAAUGUAUGUCUGUAUGAGUCUAUUCAUCCAUAUAUCUGCCCUCGGCUGACUUUCUCUGACUCAUUGCUUGCUUGCUUGCUUGUUUCCUUGUUUUCUUGCUUUGGAUGACUAAGAUGUGUGCAUAAUUCUUUAGGAAGGGGAUUGCUAAAAUAUACCACUGCAAAGGAAUCGGGAAGGAUGGAGAACAGGGGAGUGGCCAGGCUAGAUGACUCAACUCUAAAUGAAUAAGGGAUUCUUUAUGAAGUAUCAGUCUGAUUUUGUGAUCAAGUGAUGUAAUAUAGGAAUUGUAUAAAAGGGAAGAAUUGUCUGAUACUGAUCUGUUUAGAGAGGUACUUCAGAGGCUCCUUGAUUUGCGUAUUUAAAGUUCCUAAGAUUAUGGCUUUUCCCCAUUUUGGCUGUAUAGCAAACUGUUUUAAUCCACGGUCGUGCCUUAUUGUUCCAUUGAAAUUGUAUCUUUGGUCCAUCAAUAAAUACUUGUGGGUAAAACAAAA